Pogona vitticeps (central bearded dragon) is the source of this 2910-nucleotide messenger RNA. RefSeq names its product chondroadherin like (gene CHADL). Lineage: Eukaryota; Metazoa; Chordata; Lepidosauria; Squamata; Agamidae. The record is from RefSeq and is a predicted model, not a curated record. Gene Ontology annotation, cellular component: extracellular matrix. Gene Ontology annotation, molecular function: protein binding.
GAAUAAAGGUGCUUUUAGAAUGACUCUGCCUCCCCCACCCCUUGCCAGCAGGAAUGCUGCAUGGAAAGCAUCCAUGUAUGUACAAAAACUCUUUCGUUGCUGCUUGAUUUCUGUUUAGCAGCUGGUGGUCUAACAGUGCAACUCCAUACACAGCUUCUCAGAAGAAAUGCCCAGGAAGUUCAGCGGUGCUUGUACAGUUUAGGUUUAUUUUGCAUUCCCUGUCAUUGUGCUAGUGGGAGAAGGAAGCCAGCUACUUCGCAAGAUGUGGGCACCUGCGAGCCUUUUCCUGGUGUCCGCUUUGCUCACUGGCAGGCUGGUCGCUGAACGCUGCCCACAAAUCUGCAUCUGUGAUAGCAUCAAAUAUCAAGUCAUGUGCCUGAACAAAAACCUCACAGAGGUGCCCGUUACCAUCCCUCAGCUGACCCAAAGAUUGGACCUCCGGGGUAAUGUAAUCAAGACAAUUGCUGCAGGAACAUUCCUCCCUAUUCCGUAUCUCACCCACUUGAACCUUCAGAGAUGCAAGGUGGAAAGAAUUGAGGAAGGGGCUUUCAGAGGAUUAGGACGGCUGGUCUAUCUCAAUUUGGCUUCCAACAAUAUAGUAAUAAUCUAUCAAGAGUCCUUUGAUGGCCUGUCAUCUCUCCAGCAACUUCUGCUAGAAAAUAAUCACAUUGAGGAGAUAAUGCCAGGGGCUUUUGGACAGCUUGGCUUCCUUAGCUUUCUUAACCUGGCCAGGAACUCUCUGGUUUAUUUACCAGAUAUGGUCUUCCAGGGGUUGCAGUUGACCAAGUGGAUCAGUUUGUCCCAUAAUUCACUCAAUGUGCUUGCCGACGAAGCAUUUGGUGGACUUCCAAGCCUUCGAAGGCUGAGCCUAGAUCACAAUGAACUGCAGUACCUUCCCACGGAGGCACUGUCCAGGCUGUCAGGAACAAGCCGCCUGGAUGUAGGACACAAUCCCAUCAGCUAUAUUGGUGAGGAGGCCAUUGAGAUGGCAUCCCUGAAACAGCUGUUCCUGGACAAUAUGGCCCUUCAAGAUGUUUCACACAGAGCUUUUGUCAAGAGCCCCCUCCUGCAUACCCUUGACCUGCACAACAACCAGCUGCUUGUGCUGCAGCCUCUGACAGAAAUGGUCCAUCUCAGAAAGAUCAACUUAACAGGGAACCCAGUGCUUUGCACUUGCUACAUGCGCCCCUUCAAAGAGUGGGCUGCAAAAAAAAGAAUACAUGCGGACGUUGUGUGUGCUGGCCCUGUUCUAUUUAGGGGAGAACAUCUGGAGUCUCUGAGGACAACAGACAUGAAGUGUAGAGAUCAUGCUUUGGAAGAGAAGCUGCUGCCCAGCGUGGCCACCAUCCCCAGGGGCUCAGAGGUGGAUGCUGUGAAGUGUCCCAAAGGAUGUACUUGCUCACUUGAUUCCCAGCAUGCAAAUUGUGGCCACAAAAAACUCCAGAGUAUUCCCAAAGGAUUCCCUAGCAACACCCAACUGCUGGACUUGCGCCAUAAUGAGUUCCACUCCAUACCAAAAGGCUCCUUUCCUGACUUGAAAAACUUGACGUCCCUUCACCUGCAGAACUGCAAAAUUGCUACCCUGCAACCUGGUGCCUUCCAGGAUCUGAAACAUCUUGUCUAUCUUUACCUCUCUAACAAUAACAUCUCUUCCUUAGAUGCUGCUGUUUUCAACGGCCUUACCCAGCUCACUUAUCUCUACCUGGACCACAACGGGUUCACCCAAAUGCCCAAAGGGGCCUUCAGGCUUUUGCCCAAUCUCCUUGCCCUCCACUUGCAACACAACUCCAUCCGUCAGCUGUCAGAAAAUGCAAUGGCUGGUAUGGAGAAGCUACGUUGGCUUUACCUUACUGGAAACCGUGUGGCACAGGUAUCGCCCAAAGCUUUGAGUCAUGCCAAGAUGCUGGAGAAGUUGCAUCUAGAUGAGAAUUCUUUGCAGGAAGUGCCCACCAAGGCCCUCCGUGGGCUCCCCAUACUUAGUGAACUGAAGUUGUCCAAGAAUCCCAUCAAGUACAUUGGAGAUGGUGCCUUUUUUCCAGUGGCAAGAUCUCUACAGCAUCUCUACCUAGAUAACAUGGGCCUAGAACAGAUUUCCUCUGGUGCCUUCACUGGCUUGGGCCCAAGAGUAAAAAGCUUCUACCUGGAGAAAAACAAAAUGCACCGUGUUCCUGACUUACAUAACUUCACAGCUCUGGAGGCAAUCAACUUGAGUGAUGUACCUUUCCACUGUGACUGUCAACUCCUCCCACUACGCAAAUGGCUUGACAAGCUGAACCUGAGAGUAGGAGCCACCUGUGAUACCCCAGCAGAUGUACAUGGCCAAAAGGUGAAGUUGGUAACUAUCUUCCAAAAUUGCCCAGGCUGGAGUAUUAAAAAGGCCAAGCAAACUAGCUCAGCUGAAAGCAAGACCAAGACUCGAAGAAGUUCCAGUAAGAGGCAACGUGCAGGGAAUGUGCAACUCAGAGGAAACAAGAAGAACAAGGCUGUGAAGAAAGGAAAGCAAUGAUGCUGAAGGAAAUUUGCUCUCAGUUAUGUCAGUGGUUCACGUCUGGAUAGCUCAGUAGUUUAGGGUCUCUUCCAGCUCUGCAGUUUUGAGAUUAUUAUUUACAUACUAUAAAUCCAUACUAGUAACUACAUGCAUUGUCAAAGGGAGAACGUUGAUUUGAUUUUACCCAAAGGUUGGAAAAGAUGGCCAGCAGUUAUGUUAAGAAAUUAAAAUACAACAUGUGUAGUUCAUAUUACUAUAUUCUGAGCAGUUCAAACCAUGUAAAUGUAGAUUCUGCAUAACUUAUUCUGCUGAUUAAGACACAGUGCAAGGAGCUUGCCAGCCUUCUGAGAUUUAACUGGAUAUAUUUCACAAAUGUCCACGCUCUUCAGAAAGAUUAAAGUUUGCUUUUUAAAAAGUUUCAA